Oncorhynchus masou masou (cherry salmon) is the source of this 1432-nucleotide messenger RNA. Its product is annotated as putative methyltransferase DDB_G0268948. The transcript has 7 exons. Gene Ontology annotation, molecular function: S-adenosylmethionine-dependent methyltransferase activity. NCBI's taxonomy places the organism in Eukaryota, Metazoa, Chordata, Actinopteri, Salmoniformes, Salmonidae. Bases 219 to 1043 code for a protein of 274 amino acids. The record is from RefSeq and is a predicted model, not a curated record.
UGUCGUUCCACUUCAUGAUUGUGUCCCACUUGUUGUUGAUUCUACACAAAAAAAUACAGUUUUAUAUCUUUAUGUUUGAAGCCUGAAAUGUGGCAAAAGGUCGCAAAGUUCAAGGAGGCCGAAUACUUUCACAAGGCACUGUACAUGCUUGCCCUAACACCUAUUGUUUUCCCUGAAACUGAGCCUGUGAAGUAAGGGAAUUUCUGGAGCUCAGUGGCAUGGCCCAUCGUCUGUUUGAAGGUAAGGAGCAUGCAACCUCCUACUGGAAGUACAGGGUCUCUCCCUCAGCUCAGCUCAUUGAAGAAGUCAUGUCCUUCCUAAAGAAAAAGAGGGGCGUGCAGCCCUGUGACCUGGCAGUAGACGUAGGCUGUGGGUCGGGUCAAGGGACCGUGCUCCUGGCCCCUCACUUCUCCUCAGUGGUGGGGACCGACAUCAGCCCUGCCCAGUUGGAGGUGGCCCAGGAGCACACAACCGCCCCUAACAUCUCCUACAGACAGUGCCAGGCUGAGGAGCUGCCGUUUGCAGACAGCUCAGUGGACCUGGUGACGGCCAUGUCUGCCUUCCACUGGUUUGACCGGCCGCGGUUCCUCCAGGAAGCCCACAGGAUCCUGAAGGCUAAAGGUUGCCUGGCCCUACUCAACUACACCAUGGAUAUGGAGCUUGACUAUGGAGACUGCUCCCACACACUCAACACAGUCUGCAAAGAGUUUUAUGCUGCACUCCUGCCCUAUCGUAACCCCUGCCUGGGCCCUUGCUCUGUUGCUCUUUACAAACAGUGCUACGAUUCCAUCCCCUACACAGACAAAGAGUGGCAGGAGUGUAUGUGGGUGAAGAAGUCCAUGACUCUGUCCAACUACAUGGGUAUGAUAGAGUCCUUUUCCAGCUACCAGGCUCUACUAAAGAAAGACCCAAAGGAAGCCAGCAGGUUGUCAACUGACAUCACCCACAGACUGUUGGCUGUGAUGGGGGUGACCUCCCCAGAGACUGAGCUUGUGGUUGGAGUAAGGUAUUUCUACCUGCUAGCCUGCAGGUCAGAUGACUAGCUACCGAUGGCUGACUGAGACUACAUUGUGUUCCCUUUGACACUGAACACUCUAAGAUGUGCUACUACUUAUCUGUCUUGAUUGUGUUAUUGACUGUACGCUUCUCAACUGUGUUGUUUGAUUUUGUCACACUGCUUUGCUUUAUCUGGUUGCAGUUGUAAAUAAGAACUUGUUCUCAACUGGACUUCCUGGUUAAAUAAAGGUGAAAUCAAAUUGAUGCAUGGUGAACAUGAGAAAUUAUAGAAUAAGUGAUUACAUUUGUAUUAUAACUUUCCAGAGAUUGGCAUCUCAUUUGUUAUAUUUGUCACUCUGGCUACAGUUUUGUUUACUUUACAAGCACACGAACCUAGCCCAGUGGUAUGAGUGAUACCAGAUUUUGUGUGUGUGUG